AUGCAGUGUUUUGCUUAUCAGACUCCACCAUAUGGAGAAUGCAGCAAAUCUGUGGAAAGUUCUCCAAGAGCAUCGAGUAAUUUGGAGAGAAAUGUUUUUAACGAGUCUUUGGUGGAUAGAAUGGCACUUUUCUUGACUCUGAAUACAAAGACUACCGCAAAGGAUGAUUAUAAAAGUAUUCGCAGAUUUUUGAAGGAACUUUUGAGGAGGUCACAGUGUAAUAGGAGAUCGGCACUUUUGGCUGCAGCAUAUGUGGAGAAUAUUUAUCAGACUAUGGGAGACGAAAAUGGGGAUGAUUUUGCGAAAUGCGCAAAGAAAGUGUAUCUGUCCUGUCUGAUCAUAUCAAACAAGUUCCUCAAUGAUAAAACAUUGUCGUUUAGAACCUGGCGCCUUGUUUCUGGGCUAACGCCGGCUGAAAUGUCGACUAUGGAACGUUGGUGUUUGGACAAGUUGGAUUAUCACCUUUACAUCAAGGAUGCAGAGUUAUACGAUUUAGAGAAAAGGAUGAGAGCAUUGUCUAAAUUUAAAUAA
Molecule: messenger RNA, 531 nt
Organism: Zygosaccharomyces rouxii
Lineage: Eukaryota; Fungi; Ascomycota; Saccharomycetes; Saccharomycetales; Saccharomycetaceae
Gene: PCL5
Product: Pcl5p
Exons: 1
Coding region: 1-531 (176 amino acids)
Biological process (GO): regulation of cyclin-dependent protein serine/threonine kinase activity
Cellular component (GO): cyclin-dependent protein kinase holoenzyme complex; nucleus
Molecular function (GO): protein kinase binding; cyclin-dependent protein serine/threonine kinase regulator activity
Source: RefSeq, a predicted model, not a curated record